AUGGCAAAUUCACAUUCAUUCACACUCCUCUUCACCUUAUUUUCCUACCUCACCGGCUUCCAUUUCUCAUCAGCUUCUUCAUCACCAGCUAUUGCUUCAGACCAACUCAGAUUCUGGUCCCAAAAUGUGCACAACAAAAUGCCCGAACCCAUCCUUAAAAAGCUCUCCCCAUUGAGCAGAAAUGACUAUGAGUAUUACAGCAACGUGCUCCCCCAAAACGGAAAGUUCUCAGCCGAUUCCCAUUUCUGCUCACUUGCUAAACUGUCGUGCACCUUUGCAACUGCAAAAUACACCCAACAAAACACGUACGGGAUUAAUUCUGCUGCUGUUGAUCAGGUCAAGAGGAGUGAAGAUCCCUUCUCCUUUUUCAGGGUCUCAACCCUCAAAACCGGGAACCUUGUUCAUCUCCCUAACCUGCAAGAAACCCUACCCGAUCGAACGUUUCUCCCCCCACAAAUCGUUUCGAGUAUACCUCUAACUUAUGAGGGUAUCACUGAAGCAUUCCCUGAAUGGGGCGUCGGCCCGACAAAAGAGACGAUACAAACUACGCUUGCUUACUGCAAUGCAGCAGCAAUAGAGGGCGAAACCAAGAGCUGCCCGAAAUCCCUGGAGGAAAUGGUGGGGUUCGCAACGGCAUCGUUGGGCGGGACGAAGUUGCUGGCCUUGACUUCCAAGAACAGCAGAGGGUCAGGCGCUGAGAUGAUUAUAGGGAAAAUGAAGCACUAUGGAGCAACGAAAAUCGUGGCCUGUCACGAGGCGUUUCUUCCCUUUGCGGCGUACGUGUGCCAUUCCCUGUCCUCGACUGGUUUGUAUGCAGUGGAAGUUGUUGAUCCGAAGGGUGGAGCGGCGGUUAAUACAUUGCUGGCGAUAUGUCAUAUGGAUACGUCUGCAUGGCCGAAGAACCAUGUGGCUUUCGAGAUACUCAAGUUUGGGCCUGGAGAAGGCGAGGCAUGCCACUGGUUCACGCAACUUGAUCUUGCAUGGAUUCCUAACGAGUCUGAGUAA
Molecule: messenger RNA, 1005 nt
Organism: Sesamum indicum (sesame)
Lineage: Eukaryota; Viridiplantae; Streptophyta; Magnoliopsida; Lamiales; Pedaliaceae
Product: BURP domain-containing protein 16
Source: RefSeq, a predicted model, not a curated record